Molecule: messenger RNA, 3349 nt
Organism: Onychostoma macrolepis
Lineage: Eukaryota; Metazoa; Chordata; Actinopteri; Cypriniformes; Cyprinidae
Gene: pou2f1a
Product: POU class 2 homeobox 1a
Exons: 14
Coding region: 51-1868 (605 amino acids)
Biological process (GO): regulation of transcription by RNA polymerase II
Molecular function (GO): RNA polymerase II cis-regulatory region sequence-specific DNA binding; DNA-binding transcription factor activity, RNA polymerase II-specific
Source: RefSeq, a predicted model, not a curated record
GUGUGUGAGCAGCGGUGGGCGGGGUUUCGCGCUCACACUAAAUAUUCAAAAUGGCGGACAGAGGAUCAACGACUCAAGAUGAGCGCUCGACUGCAGAUUCCAGCGUCCAUCCAGCAGAUCUGAGCAAAGGCAGCAUGGAGAACGGUGCGCAGGGAGCAGCAGCAGCUCAGGCCAACGGUCUGGACGGCCACAAACAGAGCGGUCAAGCAGCGGUCAGCGGCACGCAGACGCUGCUCCAGCAGUUGAGCAUGACUCCAGCGCAGCUGUUGCAGACGCUGCAGACCACUGGAGCCAGUAUCUCCGCCUCCGCGGCCACGCCCAUCACGCUGUCCUCGCCCAUUCAGAUCGCCUCUCCGCAGGGCUUGAACCUGCAGCAGUUCGUCUUGGUGCAGCCGGGUCACUCCCUCAGUCCUCAGCUUCAGCCGCAGUUCAUCAUAUCUUCGUCUCCUCAGGGUCAGAGCGGUCUCCUGCAACCUCAGAAUCUCCUGACUCUACCUCAAAGCCAAGCGCAGAGCAGCAUGGCCCUCACCACACAGGCGGCCACACCGACACGGAAGAUCGCGUCUAUGCCGGCUCCAGCGGCCGCUCCGAAGCGCACCGACGCUGUGUGUGUGGAGGAGGCCAGCGACCUCGAGGAGCUCGAGCUGUUCGCCAAGAACUUCAAGCAGAGACGCAUCAAGCUGGGCUUCACUCAGGGUGACGUGGGGCUGGCGAUGGGGAAACUCUACGGAAACGACUUCAGUCAGACCACCAUCUCCAGAUUCGAGGCCUUGAACCUGAGCUUCAAGAACAUGUGCAAACUGAAGCCUCUGCUGGAGAAGUGGCUCAACGACGCAGAGAACAUGUCUGCGGACUGCGUGGUGUCGAGUGCGAGCGAGAUGUCUCCGGGUCUCUGCGAGAGUCUGAACCGCCGGCGUAAGAAGCGCACCAGCAUCGAGACCAGCAUCCGUCUGGCCUUAGAGAAGAGCUUCCUGGAGCAGAGUCAUAAGCCGUCGUCGGAGGAGAUCACACUGAUCGCGGAUCAGCUCCACAUGGAGAAGGAGGUGGUGCGCGUCUGGUUCUGUAACCGCAGACAGAAGGAGAAGCGGAUCAAUCCUCCCAACAGCGGCGGCUCGCUCGGAUCGGCCAUCAGAACCAUCUACAGCAGCGCCUCGGCCGCGGUGUCCAGCAGCGCGAGCACACUGACGGUCAGUCCUGUGGUUUCUCUGAGCAGCAGCAACAUCUCUAACCUGACAUUCAGCGGCGGAUCGCUGGGUCAGGUGAUGUCGAACACACCCUCAGUCAUCUCCAUGGCGCCCACCAUGGCCACGCCCGCUCCUGUCAUGACAUCACCCUCACUCAGCCCAUCCGCCACCGCUGUCAAACAGGAAGUGGCCACCCUCGCACAGGCAGUUUCCACGGCGACGACGGUCACGCAGGGGGCGGGGCAGCUGCUGGUGACGGGCAUGGGACUGGGCGGAGCUAAUCUGACUGCUGUUGCGGGUUUGAACCCAACGAUCAUAACGCCGUCACAGCUGACGCAGGGCGGGGCGCUGAUGAGUUUGGCUCCUGCUUUGGGAAACGCCUUGAGUCCUGCGCUGAUGAACAACAACGUGCUGGCCACCAUCCAGGCUCUGGCGUCGGGCGGCGCUUUUCCUCUGACCUCCUUUGACGGAAACACCGGCCUGCUAUUCGCCAACACCAGCGCGGGAAACCACGCCCCCAGCCUGGUGACCACGCCCUUCUUCCUUAACCCGUCCAGCUUCUCUUUGCUGCCGGCCAAUCUGCUGUCGGCGGGCGGAGCCGGAGGCGGAGCUCUCAACCUGCAGCUGGCCAGUGACGUCACCACGACGACCAAGAGCGUGGGCGUGGCCUCAAAGGCACAGUGAGGCUCCGCCCAGUCCUGUGCUACUACCAAAAACACUUCCUGCGAACGACCGAGGAAACGGGCAGGAUGGAACUUAAUCCGUUUCUUAAACUAACGACUAAAUUAACCAAAAAUGUGACUCUUUCUGAUUCUUGACAAGAGAUUAUAGAGUUUAUAUGGACUUUCUACGAGGCUUUCUGUUGUUGUUUUUAUUUGCGGCUCUGUGGAACGAGCCGAUCGUAGAUGAUUUCAGAUUUCUAACCAAAAGCAUUUCAGAUCUUUUACGUUGCGUUGGGUUCUGUCAGAGGACUUUUUAAUCUAGUACUCUAACUCGACAACACUUUAUCUACGGUUAGAAGGCUUUAAACGAGUACUAACAGGUGCCGUGAGAGAUGCAAGCGAACUCCGAGUGAACUGAUUCUGAAUCGAGUUCGUUCAACUGAAUCGAUUAAACCUGUGUGUGAUUCGCUCACAUCUGUCUGUCAUAUCAGAUGUGUUUCUGACGGCUGCGGACGGACGGACGGAUCUGAUCGGCGUGUAGCGAGCGCAGGGAUCAGAGGUCAGAGGUCAGGAAUCCCUCCAGCAGCACUGAUGCUCAAGGAUCUUCAUCUGAAGACUGCUCUCAUACUACUGUGUACAGACGCGCUUGCGCUUCAUUCUGUUUUUUUGCCAAAGCAAACGUCUUUUUUUAAGUCCUUUCACUGGCGGCGUCUUGUUUUUAUAUGAAAAUAUCAGCAGUUUCUGUUCUUUGCUCGCUGCUUUAUUUCGAUUGCUCGAGGCGGCAGCAUUGAUCUGUUCUCGUCUCUCACUGUAUGGUUUAUUAUAUUGCGUUUAUCAGUGAUUGUGUGCGAGCUUCAGGUUCAUCUUUACGAUUUUCUGCAGGAAUGAAAACCAAAGAUUCAUCAGCGUCUGUCUUUGUGCCGCCCUCCGUUUCUCCUCUUCUUUAGUCAGAAAACACACACUAUAUUCCAGGAGUAUAUAGAAAUAUAUGAAAAAACAUAGUUUUAUUUUGUGGCUCCCAAAGCAGAAAUCCUCUUAAGGAUGAAAACCAAAGAUUUCUCACUUUUUCUUUGCCUUUCAUUUAAUUUUUUGUUUGUUUUUUUGUGUAAUUCAUUUGAAAUCAUGAACUCAUUCUAGUCUUUAUGAUCCAGAGGUCAGAUGAUUGAUUUUCGUGUGUGUGUGAGUUUAUCUACAGAAUGUGUUUCAUAUGAUACAGAAGGGCUGUUCUCUCUCUGUCUCUGUCUCUCUCACACACACACACAUAUACACACACACACACACACACACACACACUCACACACACUCUCUCCUCUCUCUCUCUCUCUCACACACACACUGUUCUCUCUCUCUCUCUCUCUCUCACACACACACACACACUGUUCUCUCUCUCACACACACACACACACACUGUUCUCUCUCUCUCUCACACACACACACACUCUCUCCUCUGACGCUCUCUCUCUCUCACACUCACACUGUUCUCUCUCUCACACACACACACAC